AUGGACCCCACGGCCAACUGGCAGUCCUCCGGCGCUGGAGGCGUCUCGGACCUCUCACCGCCGAACCACAUGUACGCCGCGGGCAAGAUGCUCAACCAGCAACGGCAGGAACUCCGCCACGGCCUAGACCUAGGGCCGGAGCGUCUCGGUCUGGAAUUCCUCCUCGACCCUAGCCUCCGCGUCGGCAAGAUCCAGAGCGGGGCCAACGGCGCACAGGACUCCUCUCACUACAACCACGUCCCGAUGAAGCACGACUGGACCGGCGUGGGGCCAGUCUCUCACAGCCGCAGCCCGUCCAUCAGCGGCCCGACCGUUCACACCCCACGUUCGCAAACCGACCACGUGCCGCCGCCCUUACCCACCCCGUCAGUCCCUUCUGAGCCGAGAGCGCCGGCGACCUGCACAGCGGAGCUGAAGAACUGCGGCCCGACAUGCCCCCUUGACAGUCUCCUCCUCGACUUCCUCCACGAGCGUCGCCAAAGAGCCGCAGACGGCCUCUCCACGCAGGAAGUCAUCGGGCCGCGCUACCCCUCCGUGCUCUCCCUCCUCAACCCCUCAAACAGCAAAUACUCUCACCCGCUGUCGAAAGUCUUCACCGACAUCCUCGCCACGUUCCCCGACCUCUCGGCCCUGCCCCAGCGCACGGCGGUGCUCUACAUCAUGUUCCUCAUCAUGCGCUGGCAGAUCUCCCCGACGCAGGAGAACUACGACCGCCUCCCGGAGUGGGUGCGCCCGCGGCCCUCGCAGAUCCUCACAGAGCACCCGGCAUGGAUCGACCAUGUGCCCUUCCCCGCCAUGCGCGACAAGCUCUGCCGCGAGUACAACCCGCGCGAGUACCUGUUUGACAACUUCUUCGUCCCCUUCACCACUACUCUGAGCCUCAACUGGCCAUACGAGGAGACCGACACACUGCUGCAGGUCCCGGACUCGGACGAGGUGGUCAUCAACCCGGUAUUCGAGCGGCACCUCCGUCGUCUGGAGAACUGGACCCUCGGGCCGGCUUUUCACCAGACGUUCCCUAAGCUCGCGGGGACGUAUAACCUGAAGCUAUGA
This is a messenger RNA of Colletotrichum truncatum, 1053 nucleotides long. RefSeq names its product bZIP transcription factor. The record is from RefSeq and is a predicted model, not a curated record. Lineage: Eukaryota; Fungi; Ascomycota; Sordariomycetes; Glomerellales; Glomerellaceae.